Molecule: messenger RNA, 4646 nt
Organism: Culicoides brevitarsis
Lineage: Eukaryota; Metazoa; Arthropoda; Insecta; Diptera; Ceratopogonidae
Gene: woc
Product: zinc finger MYM-type protein 4
Exons: 9
Coding region: 163-4524 (1453 amino acids)
Source: RefSeq, a predicted model, not a curated record
CAUCCAAACGCCAUUCUGGUGCGCUGCUAAAGUUAAUUUUCCCCCAAUAAUUAGCAUUUUUCACGGAAAAUUCGACGAAAAAGCCCGGAAAAACGUGAUACAUUUCAAGUUGAACAGUGUUUAACAAUCCCAUGUAAAUCCCAAAAUCGGCAAAAGUGAACUAUGGAUGAUCAAAGUGACGUGAGCGCUGUGCAGAAAAUGGACGAGGAAAAUCCAGAGCCGACACCUGAAGCAGCAACCGUUGAUCCGCCUGCAGUGGCAAGUGAACAACCUGCCGAUUCGUCGAUGGAAGUUGACGAUGCGGCGUUCGAGGAUGCUUUGGAGUCAAUUGCGGGUCCUCCAACUGACUUGGAAGCGGCACCAAAAGCAACGGAAGACGAGCCUGAAACAGGUGAAGAACUCAAAAAUAUGUCAACAGACGACGUUCCCGAAGAAAAUCAACAAGAAGUCGGCGAAACGCCCGACGAAACGACAGAAAAUGAGCAAAAAGACGACGGCGAACAACCGCACGCGAUGGCAAUUCAUGAUGUGCCCGAACACGAACACGGGCAACAAACGGACCAAGAUCCCAAUUCUUCCGUCGCACAAAUGGAAAAGUCCAUGGAUGUCACGUUGCACAAUAGCUCGGCGAUUGAUCCGUUUGACGCGGUGAAACAAACGAGCUCACAUGACGAGAGUGUCAACAACGAAUCGAAUGUCGAGGAUACAAGUUUGAAUGCGACAAAUGUACAAGCUGUGCCAGAAAGUGAAGAACAGGAGGAACAUGAACAAACGAAUGAUGAUGUUGAUACAUCGGCGUAUGAUAACGACAAUGAUGUUACAGAAGUUGCAGAUGCUACAACUGAAGACAAAGAUCAAGCUGACGAGGAAGAACACGAAGAAGAAACUAGUCAUCAAAAGGAGACUGAAGAAGUAGCUGAUGAUGCCAUUGAAGAGAUCAACGACGGCGAAAACGAACACGUCGAAUUACUUCCCGAUUGCGAACGUGAAAUCUCCGAAGCUGACAAAGAACGUGCUCGUCAAGCACGUGAAGAAUCUGACAAGGCAGAUCAACCCCAAACCCUUCCUGACGACGAAAAUCUCGAGGAAGACGAGCCCGAACCCACUGUCGACUUAACAGACGACGUCGAUGCAUCCGCCAUUCACAUUUUUUACGUGCUCGACAAACUCGCGCCAUGCCAUCAGUGCAAAGAAACGAAGGCAUGCGCUUUCCGCUUGAAAGAAAACGAAGACGAGCCCAACUACUUUUGCGGGCAAUCGUGCGUCGAUGCAUUCACUGCGGAGCAAACUGACAAAAAAUACGUCGUUCGUCGCAAAAAAUAUGUCGCGGAGGAAAAUCCAUCGGCCACAGAGGAAAAUGUCUGUUCGCAAUGCGAAGAAUCAAAAGUAUGCAAAUUCGUUGUGCAACAAGAAGACGAAAAAAUUUUCCUGUGCGAAGACGAGUGUUUGAACAAUUUGCUCGAGGAACAAGCAGAUCGGAUUCGUGUGAAGCGGGCACGUGUUCGUGAGACCCCAGCAAGUCAAGAAGCGAUGGAAGUUGAUCCGGAAGCGAAUAAAUUCAAUGCACGCACAGAAGAAGAAGCGGAAACGGCACGCGUUGAACGUGAAAAUAGCUUUGUACGGAGAUGCGCGCAAUGCGCAAACGACAUUCAACUCGAUCCGCGAACGCUCAAUUGGGAGGCGAUGGACUUUUGCAAUGAACAGUGCUUGAGCGCCUAUCAAAAUGUCAUCGGGGCGACAUGUACAACUUGUAGUUCGCCCGUUCCUGCUACGAGUCUCGGCAAAUAUUGCGUUCGUUUCGGCUUUGAAGUGCGUCAAUUUUGUCGUAGCGAGUGCUUGAACGAGUACAAGAAGGGCGUCAAAGUUUGUACUUAUUGCCAGAUGGAUAUUGGUGCUGACGAGCCCGGAUUUCUUGCUCCCGUCGGCGAAAAGGGACAAUUUAAGGACUUUUGUACGCAAGUUUGCAUGAAAAAGUACGAAGAAGUCACGACGCCGCCGGCAAAACGACGCACCCACAAUGCCAUUUGCGCCGUUUGCCAAGUCGAGAAGCCGUCACGUGUGCAAGUGACACUCGACAACAAAGAGCUUAACUUUUGUACGAGUUCCUGCUUGUCGGCAUUUCAGUUUGUCAACAAUGUCGUCACGGAUCAGUGCGGUUUGUGCUGCAAACACUUUGAACGGAAGGAGAAUGAAGCGUUCACACUGUAUCCUGGGACGACGGAAUUCGUUGUUUUUUGCUCGAAAAUAUGUAUGAACAUUUACAUAACGAGCAAUCGCAAAAUUGUGCCAUGUCAGUGGUGUAAAGUGAAGAAAUACGACUUUGAUAUGAUCAGGAAGAUAACCACAAAUGUCGUCAUGUGUUCCCUCAAUUGCGUUACGCUGUGCGAACUAUCCGUGAAUGCAAUGCAGCAAACAAGAGUCAAAUGUGACCAAUGCAAGGCGAUGAAACAAUCUCAAUAUCACUUGACCAUGUCAGACAAUUCAAUUCGCAACUUUUGCACAUAUCAGUGUGUCAUGUCGUUCCAAAGUCGCUUCAGCAAGGAGCCAUUGACGUUAGAUCAGAAUGAGAGCGAAAUUUCUGCGCCCGUGCCCACCGGAUUGCCAAAACGAGUGAAGAAAAAUGCUUCUCGAGUACAAUCACAAGUUCAAAGUCGUUCAACUUCGCGCACACAAACUUCAUUUUUGCAGCAAUUUUCGCUUUCACGCAACUACGGAGACACUCCCCCGAGACCUCAAGAGACUCGUCCCGUAGGUCGUUUGCCGCCAUUACCUCUCAUCACGAAUGCCCGUUCAUUGGCUCCCUUCAUCAGCAAGGGCAAAGGUAAAGGCAAGCACUACAAAGGCAUUCCGUGUCCCGAUAUUCGCGUCUUACUGGAACCCCUUCCGACACUUCCCUCAACGCGCGUCGUCAUCGGCGAAGACGGUGAAUAUUUGCCGCCUCGCAAACCUCCGCCAAAAAUCGAAUUCGAAACAUAUGUCGUCCAUAUGCCGCGCGAAGUCAAGGAAAUGAGCAAUAUGUCGACGCAGUGCGACGUCAUCACGGAAAAUCAAGAAGUUAAUGUCAAACCUGAACAAGCAACGCAAGAACUUCAAACAGAUUCCGAUUUGGAGGAAGUUAAAACGUGCAUUUUACCUGUUCCCAUUUUCAUUCCGACACCAAUUCGAUCAUUUGCACUUCCGAGACCCGUGCCGAAGCCCUUCAUUUUUCCGAUUCCCGUGCCCGUGUUCAUUCCCAUCACGAAAUCGACGGCAGCGAGUGUCAUGAAGCUCGUGCAAAAGAACAAAAAGGUCGACGUUGCGCCCGCAGACCCCUUCGAAGCGGAGCUUUUGAUGAUGGCGGAAGCUGUGGCAGGCGCAGAAGCCAAAAAACCCGAUGAACCCCAAAGUGUUGACGACAACAACUUUGAUAAUCCCCAAUUUGACGAAGAUAUCGUGCAAAUGGCUCUGAAAAUGGCCACAAAUGACUACGACAUGAACAGUUAUGCGCAACAACCGGAUUACGGAAGAAAACGACCUCAAUUGGCGCCUGUUAAAGCACCCAGCAAACGAAUCAAGUCUGAACCGACGCAUCACAUGCCGGCGAUGGUUGAACCGCAUCGUCAACCGGCGGAGAAACCAGAUGCGAAUAUGUGCUUGAAAUACACUUUCGGGGUGAAUGCGUGGAAACAAUGGGUCGUUACGAAAAAUGCCGAGUUGGAAAAGAGUUCAUUCCGUCGCAAACCGUUUAAAACGGAAAUUUUGCAAAUGACAGCCGAUGAACUCAAUUAUUCGUUGUGUUUGUUCGUCAAAGAGGUGCGAAAACCAAAUGGAAGCGAAUAUGCUCCUGAUACAAUUUACUACUUGGUUUUGGGUAUUCAGCAAUAUUUGUAUGAAAAUGGACGAAUUGAUAACAUUUUCACGGAUAUCUAUUACGAAAAGUUCACCGAUUGCUUGGAUGAAGUCGCAAAGAAGUUCUCAGUGCUCUACAAUGAUUCUCAAUACAUCGUAACUCGCGUCGAAGAAGAACAUUUGUGGGAAUGCAAGCAACUCGGAGCUCAUUCUCCUCACGUUUUACUGAGCACUUUGAUGUUUUUCAACACAAAAUUCUUCAAUUUAGUUCAGGCUGAGGAACAUAUCGACUUGUCCUUCUCUCACAUCAUGAAACAUUGGAAGCGCAAUCCAGGACAAGGCGGCAAAGGCUCCGGAACAGGCGGAAAUCAAGGAAGUCGGAACGUUUUACUGCGUUAUUAUCCUCCACAGGCAUAUUUGGCUGCAAAUGCUCGCAAAAAGAAAGUUUAUGAGCAACAGGAGAACGAAGAGAAUCCUUUACGUUGUCCCGUGAAGCUUUACGAGUUUUAUCUCUCAAAAUGCCCUGAAAGCGUAAAGACCCGCAACGACGUUUUUUACUUGCAACCUGAGCGUUCCUGUGUUCCCGAUUCUCCCGUUUGGUACUCCACGCAGCCGCUCAAUCGACAUUCGCUCGCAAAAAUGUUGCAUCGCGUGAAGAUGGUCAAGGAAAUUAACAUUGCACUGCUGACGAGUUAAGUUUCUUCACAUUUUUUGUACAUACCACGAUAAAGUCAGAGACGAAAAAUCAAGAAAAAAGAUUAAAAUUAAUUUAGAUGUCAUAACUUUAGAGAAGAAAUCAUAAAAAAAACUUAUUAAUA